Messenger RNA from Rhodamnia argentea, 2342 nucleotides. RefSeq names its product BTB/POZ domain-containing protein At4g30940-like. The coding region runs from base 738 to 2069 and encodes 443 amino acids. NCBI's taxonomy places the organism in Eukaryota, Viridiplantae, Streptophyta, Magnoliopsida, Myrtales, Myrtaceae. Gene Ontology annotation, biological process: protein homooligomerization. Gene Ontology annotation, molecular function: protein binding. The record is from RefSeq and is a predicted model, not a curated record. The transcript has a single exon.
GGCUGGACCGCGUUGCCCCCCGGAAGCUCUGUCUCUGCAACUUGAGUCGAAUCGAGUCCCUUCAUAUUCAUCGCACGCAUCCGAUUCAAAUCAAGCGGUUCAAACUUGAAGUGCGGAUUCAGCCUUCAAUCGGACCCUACCACGAAAACCCGAUUGGACCUGCAGAAAGGGUCAACAACGUCCGACGACUCCUUUGCCAGAGAGAGAGAAGAGAAAAGAGUCGACUUUUGAAAUCCAGCCGCUCCAAUUUUCCAAAUUCCUCCUCACUAAAUCCCGCAAUAUAUAAGACCCACCUCCGAAUACCUUCCUUCUUCAACACCCAGAUCUCAUUUCUCCGAUAUUUUUCCUCAAUAUCUCUGCUCACCAUCGCCGUCAUCAUCGUCCCUUCCAUGUUCUCUCAUGGCAUUUCUCAUCGUCCAUAGCCUGUAGAGAGAGAAGCACUACCAACUCAGACACGUCUGUUCAGUAAAUCUGGACGCUGCUCACAGCUGUUGCCCUGAUCCUUCAUUCAAGAAGAGCUUCGCUAAUUAUAGUCCGUCGUGUUCAAAUUUUGUACUUUCAUUCCUCGAUUUUCUCCUGCAUUUCAGGGAAUAUUGUGCAUCUUUUCCCCUGAAUUCCCCUGUUUCUUUUCGACCUUUUGCCCAUUUUCUAUUGCCGUUCCCCUCCGUCUCUCACUGCAAUUUUCCUCUGCUUUCUUCGCCCUUUUGAGCUCCCCAGCUAGAUUUUCCCUCAAUCUGAUGAUGGGAGUCCAGAGAGACAGGGUAAGAUUCAAUGUAGGCGGCAAGACAUUCGAGACGACCUCCACGACCCUCGCCAACGCCGGCCGCAAUUCCUUCUUCGGGGCGCUCUUCGAUGAAAACUGGAACUUGCAACCCAUGAAUUCGAACUCCGAGCUCUUCAUCGAUAGGAACCCGGAUUGCUUUGCCGUCCUCCUUGAUCUUCUCCGCACCGGAGAGCUCUACAUCCCUCCUAAUGUGCCAGAGAAAUUGUUGUGCAGGGAAGCUCAAUUUUACGGAGUUCUUGAUCAUGUCCGUGCGGCGAAGUGGGGCCAAUUCGAUGGGAAUCGGCUCCGGCUCUCGAGGUCAAUCACCGGCCCAGCGCCUGGAGAUGGGACGGCAAUAAGGGCGGGGCCGGACGGCGGUUGCUGCGUGGCUCAUGGUAGCAUGGUACAUGUUUAUGAUUGGAUCAUGGAAGAGCACCCACCGAUCAAUCUUGAUUUCCAGAGGGUUAAUGAUGCCGGUUGGAUUGAUUCGGAGAGCAUAGUGAUCAGUGCUUGCGAGCGUUUGGGAACUGGGGAUGGAGGGAUGGGCUUGUUUAGCUCAUCCGCAGGUGAAUUGAGGUCCAAGUUUCAGGUGAGCCACGGCGACCAGAUCAAGAGCUACACUGCUGGGGCUUUGGCCUUUAGCCCAGAUUGCAAGAUCUUCUCGAGCUGCAAAGGGAGGAGCAAUGAGUACGGUGUGGGAGUUUGGGACCAGAUCACAGGGAAACAGAUUGAUUUCUUCUAUGAAAUGCCCGGUUGGUCGCUUGGGGAUGCUGAUAAGCUGCAAUGGUUAAAUGGGUACAACUGUUUGUUAGUUGCCACGCUGUUUCCUCGAAAGGACAACUGUUACAUCAGUUUGUUGGACUUUAGGGAGAAGAACAUGGUGUGGUCUUGGUCGGACAUUGGCGCGCUGACAACCUUUGACGAGAAGCGAGUUAGGGAUGCGAUUGCGAUGGAGGGGAGCAGUUCGAUUUGCGUGGUGAAUGAGUACGAGGACUUGGGAUUUAUGGACUUGAGGAGCGCGGCCGCGAGUGUGAGGUGGAGCUCGAGAAGCCGGCUCAUGAGCGGGAAGAUGUCGGAUGAGCCAUGUUUCCCUAAAUUGGCAUUACAUGAAGGGCAGCUAUUUUCGUCCAUGAGUGAUUGCAUUUCGGUUUUCAGCGGAUCUGACUGGGUUCUGACUUCGAGGCUCCGGAGAGGUUUUGGAGGUUCCAUUUGCGAUUUUUCGAUCGGUGGAGAUCGGCUCUUCGCAUUACAUAGCGAGAAGAAUGUGUUCGAUAUAUGGGAGACUCCGCCUACAUCAGUUCUAUGAUAUCCAGAGUCACGGUAGUGUUUUGUGCGUUCCAUCUGUUUGAUGAUUACAAGUAACUUCUGCUCUAGAUCAUUGCAGUUUCCCCCCCUAGGUUAUAGGACAGUUAAUUUUCUUCACAAAUUUGAAGUUUGAUCCUUUUUCUCCCCCCUUCCUUUUUGGGUUUAACAGUUUUCAUAUGAGAUUGAUACCUAACAGCUAUGUAACCAGAUAUACCUGGACUGAGUUUGCACAGAACAUUGCCCAUUGGCAGAGAGAACUGAAGUUGUUUGCCUA